Bacillus rossius redtenbacheri is the source of this 4033-nucleotide messenger RNA. RefSeq names its product microspherule protein 1 (gene Rcd5). The transcript has 9 exons. The coding region runs from base 314 to 1723 and encodes 469 amino acids. The record is from RefSeq and is a predicted model, not a curated record. Gene Ontology annotation, cellular component: Ino80 complex; MLL1 complex; NSL complex. Gene Ontology annotation, biological process: positive regulation of transcription by RNA polymerase II. Lineage: Eukaryota; Metazoa; Arthropoda; Insecta; Phasmatodea; Bacillidae. Gene Ontology annotation, molecular function: G-quadruplex RNA binding; protein binding.
UAGCCUUGAACUUAACUCCUUAUUCCCACAGAGGUUAUUCCAAUAAAGUCUUUUCCUGAAGUGUCGAGAAAUAUUUUUGAAAGGUGUGGUACCCAAACUGGUUAAUCGAUUAGUUGUAACUGUUGUUAUUUGUUUUGAAUUUGGAUUGAACGGUGAUAAACAAUGACUAAUGUAAUUACUGUAGUCAACAGAUAAGUGUAAAAUUUGUAUAUAUUCAAGUGUAUCGUACGAUUAAAAUAAUUGUGACUAUAAUAAAAAAACUGGAGUGCAAAGUAAGCUUUUGUUAUGUUUUCAGUAAACGGUCAACUCUUGAAUGGAGCUCUCGGAUUCAUCGCUUGUGUCUAUGAGUUUAGGAGAUUCUGACGGAUUUGGUAGUCUUUUGGGAUUAAAUCUCGAUAGAACUCAUGCUUUGGAAGCUUUAGGGACAAAACGUAGAAGCAGUUCGAGAUCCAUCAAGCGGAGGCGGUUCGACGAUGAGCUGGUGGAGUCCAGCCUGGGCGCGCCGGCUGGUUUCGGCAACAAGUUGGGACGAGCACGCACGCAGUCCGUGUCCAGCCCUGCACUAGCCUCGGAGAUUGUCUCUCCGCCGAGCUCCUCUGCCAUGCCCUCGGCGAUGCUCCCCGCUGCCCUGCUGGAGAGCCGCCAGCGUCGCAACAGCAGCAAGCCCUCCGGGGGCAGGCGCAGUCGCCGCCCGCGCCACCCCCACUCCAUCGCGACCAAGGACCUGGGGCGCUGGAAGCCCACCGACGACCUGGCGCUCAUCAUCGGGGUCCAGCAGACCAACGACCUGCGCAUGGUGCACCGCGGGGUGAAGUUCUCGUGCCGCUUCACGGUCCAGGAGCUGCAGCAGCGCUGGUACACGCUGCUGUACGACCCCGCCGUGUCGCGCGUCGCCGUCGCCGCCAUGAGGAACCUGCACCCGGAGCACAUCGCCGCCAUCCAGGGCCGCGCGCUCUUCAGCAAGGCCGAGGAGGCCCUCAUCGGCACCGUCAAGUCCACGUCGCAGCCGACGCUGGCAGUGUUCCAGGAGUUGGUGCAGCAGAACCCGCAGGUGCUGUACCCCGGCCGCACCGCCAAGGCCAUCUGCAACCACUGGCAGCUCAUGAAGCAGUACCACCUCCUCCCCGACCAAUCAGUGUCGUCGCUGCCGCGCGGGGAGCACGUGCUCAACUUCUCGGACGCGGAGGAGCUCAUCAACGACGCGGAGCUGGCCGAGCCCCCCGAGGAGAAGCUGGAGACGGAGCUGGCCUUGUCGGACAGGCAAGCGAAGAACGAGAUCAGGCACCUGGAGAACGAGCUGGGACGCUGGCAGGUGCUGGUGGACACCGUGACGGGCAUCAGCCCCCCGGACUUCGACAACCAGACUCUGGCCGUGCUGAGGGGCCGCCUGGUGCGGUACCUCAUGCGCUCCCGCGAGAUAACGCUGGGGAGGGCGACGCGGGACCAGAACGUGGACGUGGAUCUCGCGCUGGAGGGCCCGGCCUGGAAGAUCUCCCGUCGCCAGGGGACGAUACGCCUGCGCAACAACGGGGACUUCUUCCUCUCCAGCGAGGGCAAGCGCCCCAUCUACAUCGACGGCCGGCCCAUCCUCACGGGCAACAAGUACCGCCUGAACAACAACUCCGUGCUCGAGAUUGCAGGACUGCGCUUCGUGUUCCUGGUGAACCAAGACCUGAUCAACGUGAUUCGCCACGAGGCGGCCAAGCUCAACUUGCAGCCGUGAGACGCCGCGCAGCGUCGGGAACAUCGCGUCUCGCCGUACCAACGCGCUCCUGUUGGACGGCUGGACUGUUCUCUGACAUGUGCAAGCAUGACUUUCGAUGCGGUAUAUUGUUCAACCUUUUUCUUCGUGGUGGCAGAUAUAAAGUAGCCAUCCUAAAUAUCUUAUUCUUUCAGUUAAAAGACAGUUAUGUUGGCUGGAUGAGGGAGUAAUAUGACAAGGCUUUAGGUAGAGCUAACCUUGAGCUGCUAGUGACCGUCACCAUUUUCUGGGGAUAUGAGACGCUGAAGUUACAGCAUGUGCUAUAGUUAAUCACUUUCAAGAACUAUUAUAAGGUGCGUUUCCACUGAGGCAACAUUUCGGCAACAUUUUGAAUGCGAAAAUGUUGCUUAGCCCUGAGCGUUUUCACUGGUUCAACAUAUGUCGCACGAUCAAGCAACGGUGUCAAACGCAUCACACUGUCCGAGAAUCGUGUUCGCGCGUCGCCAGUUGUCAUCGUGCUUCCCACCCUGGUUGGGAAACAGGUGACAUGUGGAAGAACGUGCGAGUGGUCCAAGGAAAGACUGUAGCUCUGAUUGAGUAAUAUACAGUAGGCAGUUGCCAAUACUGUGGGAUGUUCCGUUUCCACAAAAAAAAAUAAAAAUGCUGUGAAAGAAUGGCGGCUUAGUUUAGGUGUGUGGUAGCAGAAAAAUAUUAUUUUAAUGGGAAGAUAAAUUCAUAGAUAAACUUUAGCAAUUUUUAGCUGUCUCUAGUUGUCAGAAACCCUAGCAUUACCAAUAAUAUUACUUCUGGUGGUACUAAAAACUGCUAAUUGGUUUCAGAUUUGUUUAUUUUUGGCUCACAUUUUUCUUUAACAGUGGUCUGUAACCCGGCCGUCAUGCAGCCUGUCAUGUGAAAUUUGGGGCGGGCCCACUGACAAUUCUAUUUUUACUUCCUAAAUAUGAUUUGUAUGGUCAAAGUUAAAAUUUAAUACUUUCAUUUAUUUAGUUUCAAUAUAUGUUUUUUUAUCAUAACUUUAUAUUUUCAGAAAUUUAUUUUAUAAACAUUGAAAAUAUUGGUUUGGCAGACCUAAAGUGUAGCCUAGUUUAAUAUAAAACCUGUUUGAUUUAAAUGUAAUUGAUUAGUUUUAAGUUACUUUUUCAUCUAGCAAAAUGACAAAUGAUCACGAAUACAAAAAAAAACAUCGUAAUGAAUACGGAUAUGGUACAUUUAUCGUGUAUGGCACAGUACAGCCCGCAACAAAUAGCCUAAGAAACAAUUGUCCCUAUAUUCUAAAAAAAAAGUUGAAGACCGCUGUUAUAAAAUGUUACGAAAAUCAUCUUGAAGUCACAUACAUACAGCAUUCAAGAAAAAAAUUGCAACAGCUGCUGUGGUCUCUUCCAUUUUAACGAACAGCUGCAUGUAUUUGUGGAAACGGUUUUGUAGAAGAGACGGGAAGCAUGUUGCCUUUUCAACGUGUCGCACGAGACAUGUGGACAAGAUGUCAUCCGUUGCAUGCUGCCUCAUUGGAAACGCGCCUAACGAUCUUUCGAUGCAAAAACAAUUGCCCACCUGUUUGCCUUGUCAUUCUUUACGUUUUCAGAAUGAACAUGCAGAAAGAAGACAAUAAUUAUUUAGCAAUUGUUGACAGUGUUUCUCCGGCAACUUAAAAAAAAUUUUGUUAAGCGCCCUGAAAGUGUACACAGUACAUAACGUACAGAAUUUUUAUUUCCUCGCCAUGUUGCAAUUGCCUUUUGCUCUGGGAUGAUACAUAUUGGUUAAGUGAUUGUUUAACAGAGUUAUUGAGAUUGCUUCUUUGUUAUGACAUCCAUAAUUAGAUCAUAAUUUACUGUAAGUAAAGGGCAUUGCGACUUUGUGAAUUAAGACUACUGAUUGAUUUCAAUAUAGGUUUGUUAUUUGCAAUGAGUAUGUUAUUUCCUUUUUUUACGAGGAUUAUAAUUUUGAAAUAUGAUUUUAUUUUUUUUGCAUGGUGUACUGACUAAAUUAAUAUAUGCUUAAUCAUUAUGUUAGGAUGUUAUACAUCAAUAAUGUUUGAAAAUGAAUUGUACUUCUGAGUCUGAUACAAUGCAGGAGGUUUGUGUUAUAGAACUGUUUGAGACGCAAAUGUUAGUUCGUUAUUGGUAGGAAAAACCAUUUUUACGAUCCUACCACUUGUAUUUAUAUUGAUUUUUUUUUUUGAAUGCUGAACACAAUGCAUACAUUCAACUUAAUCUAUGUGUAGUAGUUUCUUAUGAAGAGUUGCCUUAAUACAAUGUAAUUAUACAUACCUACUCUUGUUACUGAACUAGUCAUGUAAUAAAAGUGAUAUACGUA